UGGUAGGGAAAGGCAUCGUCUUUCUAUUUGGAGCGGGUCGGUCCAUUGGUCCACCGAUCCAUUCCAUGUUUUGGGAUGUUCUAAUGCUUCGUGUUCUGUGUAUAUCUGUGUGAGAGAAGCCGAGUCUUGUUUACAGCGGUGAUUUUACGGAGCGCGGACCAUCAGGAGAGUCUGGUCGUCGCGAAGGAAUCCAAACGACGUCGUGGAAACCUACGAAUCAAACACGCUAUUUAUUCAAAGAUCAUCAUUUUAUAGUGCGAAAAAACAAAUUCACGCUUGGGAGUUGCUCACUCCUGCACCUCGGAAAAACAGUUUUUUUUCCCUUACCGCAAAACAGAGCGACUGUGAGAGUGCGUGAAGGCGGUAGGGGAGGGUGAGCCGGGGGUAGUUGCAGUUGGUGAAACCAUUUUUGUCCUGGCGGAUAUUUUGGAUCGAGCCCCGUCGUGAGGCUUUAUUGCGUGUUUCAUUCAUACAUAUAUGCGCUGUCCGAGUCGUCGCGGGCUUUGAAUCAGAAAAGCAAUUUCUGUGUGCAUCGAUAUAGUCUGAUUCAUCACAUUGGCACAGGGACAUUUGCAUACCGUGUUUUGUCGUAAGAGAAACCGCUAGUUUAGCUCGACGUACUGUGCGUCCCUCUCGGGUUUUCAAGAAAUGGAGGCUGAAGAUGCAGAUUAUCGCUUGAGUGAAAAUCGUGGUUCCGCUGGUUUAUUAGAUACGACUGCAUCAUUGCAUUGCUGGCAAGAAUAACAAAAUGUUUUGAUUUAUCUUGAAGGAAGCUCAAAUAAUUACUACCAGAUAUAGUUUAUCAAACGUUACUCUCUCCUUGCCUCCGUUAUCUUCACCAGUGGAACUAUCUUCUCUUCAAAAGCGGAUUCUUGUGGACUUUUUACUUGGUUUAAAGAAUCGGCGCAUUUUGCUGCAUUUUAUUGCGUCACGACCUUUAUAUUUUUGGGAAAUUUAAGUAAUACAUUAGUAAUGAGAUCUGGAACAGCGAGGGAUGUUUGGACCUUAUUUUGGGGUCCUCUGCUGUUUCUUCUCACCAUUUGCCCGUGGUCUGCUCAUGGAGAAGUCUGUGGUCCUCACAUUGACAUUCGCAAUGACAUCAGUGAGUUUAGGAAGCUGGACAACUGCACGGUGGUGGAGGGCUACCUGCAGAUCCUCCUCAUUGGAGACAAGAAUAACAACCUCAACCAGGAGCACUUUCGUACCCUGUCCUUCCCCAAGCUGACCAUGGUGACGGACUACCUUCUCCUGUUCCGUGUCUCCGGUCUGGACAGCCUCAGCGUGCUCUUCCCCAACCUCAAUGUCAUCCGAGGACGCAACCUUUUCUACAACUACGCCCUGGUCAUCUUCGAAAUGACUAGCUUGAAAGAUAUCGGCCUUUACAACCUGAGGAACAUCACCAGAGGGGCCAUCAGAAUCGAAAAGAACCCGGAGCUUUGCUACUUGGACUCGGUGGACUGGUCCCUCAUUAUGGAUGCUGAGUUUAACAACUACAUUAAUGGGAAUAAGCAGUCCAAGGAGUGUGGAGAUGUUUGUCCAGGUAUAAUGGAAGAUAGGCCGCAAUGUAUCAGGACCAGCUUUAAUGACAACUACAGCUCCCGCUGCUGGACAUCGAACCACUGCCAGAAGGUGUGUCCAGAGAAGUGUGAAAAGAGGGCGUGCACAGAUUUGGGUGAGUGCUGUCAUCCUCAAUGCCUGGGCAGCUGCACCAAACCAGACAACGAUAUGGCGUGUGCCGCCUGCCAGCAUUACUUUCACGAGGGCCGUUGUGUUGAGCACUGCCCACCAGGCACCUACAAGUUCGAAGGCUGGCGCUGCAUAACCAUGGACAUGUGUGCCCACGUUCACCUGCCCAGCGAGGUGGACUUCGUCAUCCACAACGGAGAGUGUAUGCCGGAUUGUCCACCCGGAUUCACCCGAAAUGAGACUCAAAGUAUGUUUUGCAAAGCAUGUGACGGACUGUGUGAUAAGGUCUGCGAAUCUAAAACAAUUGACUCGGUGGAUGCCGCUCAGUCUCUGCAGGGAUGUACGGUCAUCAGAGGCAACCUGCACAUCAACAUUCGGCGGGGCAAUAACAUUGCAUCAGAGCUGGAGAGUUUCAUGGGUUUGAUCCAGACGGUUACUGGAUAUGUCAGGAUCAAACACUCGCACACUCUGGGCUCGCUGUCCUUUCUCAAGAGUCUUCGAUACAUAAAUGGGGAAGAGCUCACUGAACAGAUGUAUGCGUUCUCUGCAGUGGACAACCAGAAUCUGCAGCAUCUGUGGGACUGGGGCCAGCACAAUCUGACCAUUAGAAAUGGAAGAUUAUUCUUCCGCUUCAAUCCCAAACUUUGCAUGUCUGAGAUCCAGACAAUGUGGGAGAAAACGGGUGUCAAGGAAAAGAUGGAAGAGGGUGAUGUUCGUGGCAAUGGAGAAAGAGCAAGUUGUGAGAGUUAUAUUCUACAGUUCACAUACAACCAGACUCAGAGUACUCGGAUAAAGCUCACUUGGGAGCGAUAUCGACCGCCAGACUACAGAGACCUCAUCAGCUUCAUAGUCUAUUUCAAGGAGGCACCCUUCCAGAACAUUACAGAAUUUGAUGGACAAGAUGGGUGUGGCUCUAACAGCUGGACCAUGGUGGACGUGGACCUCCCUCAGGACAAGUCACAAGAUCCAGGGGUACUUCUGUCACCUCUGAAGCCCUGGACUCAGUAUGCAAUCUUUGUGAAAGCUGUCAUCCUGGUUGUAGAGGACAAACACAUUCUGGGAGCUAAGAGUGAGGUGGCCUACAUCCGCACCAAUGCCUCUGCGCCAUCAAUGCCUCUGGAUGUCCGUGCGUAUGCCAACUCCUCUUCGUCCCUUGUGGUGAAAUGGUCUCCUCCUAUCUCUCCCAACGGAAACAAAACUUUCUAUCUGCUUCGCUGGCAGCAGCAGGCAGAGGAUCGUGAACUUUUCCAGCAUAACUAUUGCUCUAAAGAGCUAAAGAUUCCCAUCCGCAUCUCGGCCACGGCUUUGUCGGACAUCGAGGGAGACACCAAGCCAACCAAGUCGGACGCGGGCGGUGGUGAGAAGGGCCCGUGCUGCCCCUGCCCGAAAAACAAGGAGGACUUGGAGGCAGAGGCUGAAGACCGUUCAUACCGCAAAGUCUUUGAAAACUUCCUCCACAACUCCAUCUUCACACCACGACCUCCGGACCGAAAGCGCAGAGACCUCUUUGGGGUUGCCAAUGGUACGCUGCUACAAGGUGCGAGCAGGAACUUCACCGUCCUGGAGGGCAACAUCACAGACUCCGAGUUGCAUGACAAAGAGUACCCUUUCUCAGAGGGCACAGUCCACACUGAGAUCAUGGAGAUAUCCAACCUUCAGCCCUUCACUGUGUAUCGCAUCGACAUCCACGCCUGUAACCACAAGGUUCACCGUUGCAGCGCAGCGGCUUUCGUCUUCUCCAGAACCAAACCUGCAGACAAAGCGGAUGAUAUUCCCGGCAUCGUGACUCAGGAGAGGGAUGAGAAAACAGAGGGAUCUGUACUACUGCGGUGGCCCGAACCGCAUCAUCCCAACGGACUGAUCCUGAUGUACGAAAUCAAAUAUCGUCUGGGAACCGAGCCGGAAAAGCAUGAGUGUGUAUCACGGCAACAGUAUCGGGUGCUGAGAGGAGCUCAGCUGACCAAUCUCGCUUCUGGAAAUUAUUCGGCCCGGGUCAGAGCCACUUCACUGGCAGGAAAUGGGUCAUGGACUGAACCAGUGUCUUUUUGGGUGCCGCCCCCCAAAGGAAAUUAUGAUAACGCCUUCUAUCUGGCCAUCAUCAUCCCCAUUGUAGCACUAGUGUUGCUUCUAGCAGUGGUCACUGUGGCCAUCUUUGUGACCAAAAAGAGGAAUAGUGACAGGUUAGGAAACGGUGUCCUCUACGCUUCAGUUAACCCUGAAUACUUCAGUCCUUUUGAAAUGUAUGUACCGGAUGAAUGGGAAGUGGCUCGGGAGAAAAUCACCAUGUGUCGUGAGUUGGGCCAGGGCUCUUUUGGUAUGGUGUACGAGGGCAUCGCUAAGGGCGUCGUGAAAGAUGAACCUGACACCAGAGUGGCCAUCAAGACUGUAAAUGAAUCAGCAAGUAUGCGUGAACGCAUUGAAUUUUUGAACGAAGCCUCGGUCAUGAAGGAAUUCAACUGUCACCAUGUGGUGCGAUUGCUGGGUGUGGUUUCACAAGGUCAGCCCACUCUAGUGAUAAUGGAGCUGAUGACACGGGGUGACCUAAAGAGCUACUUGCGUUCUCUUCGUUCGAAUGAGCAGGGAUCCAGUAGUCAAGCUCUGCCCCCGCUGAAGAAGAUGAUACAGAUGGCUGGUGAGAUAGCGGAUGGGAUGGCAUACCUCAAUGCCAACAAGUUUGUCCAUCGAGACCUGGCUGCCAGGAACUGCAUGGUUGCUGAGGACUUUACAGUUAAAAUCGGAGACUUUGGCAUGACACGAGACAUCUACGAGACAGAUUACUAUAGAAAAGGGGGAAAAGGACUGCUGCCAGUUCGCUGGAUGUCCCCGGAGUCUUUGAAAGAUGGCGUGUUCACCACAAAUUCUGAUGUCUGGUCUUUCGGAGUGGUUUUAUGGGAAAUCGCCACUUUAGCCGAGCAGCCCUACCAAGGCAUGUCCAACGAGCAGGUACUUCGAUUCGUCAUGGAGGGAGGACUUCUGGAUAAACCGGACAACUGCCCUGACAUGCUGUUCGAACUGAUGCGGAUGUGCUGGCAGUACAAUCCUAAAAUGCGUCCAUCUUUCCUGGAGAUCAUCAGCAGCAUAAAGGAGGAGCUGGAGCCACCUUUCCGGGAGGUCAGCUUUUUCUACAGUGAGGAGAACAAGCCCCCCGACACUGAGGAACUGGACAUGGAGGUGGAGAAAAUGGAGAACGUUCCGCUGGAUCCUGCUUCCACAUUAGGCCCCUCUUCUCAGGGGAGCACAGGGGCUCAGACCCAAAGCCCACAACCUCUCCCCCCAGCUCAGGGGCCAGGCACACCGAUGGGGUCUGCCCCGACCCCGUCCACCUCAACCCCCUCCUCCUCCUCAGCCUCUCCUGGCCUGGCCUUAGAGAAGCACUCAGGACAGGUGGCAGCAAACGGGCCAGUGGUGCUGCUGGGACCGGCGUUCGAUGAGACUCAACCCUAUGCACACAUGAACGGGGGAAGGAAGAACGAGCGAGCGCUCCCACUGCCUCAGUCAUCGGCCUGCUGAUCCUUACUUGCUUACCCUUAAAAACUCCUCAUACAGGGUACCCACAUGUGUCUCUCCCCAUGCCUUUUAUGGUCUUACGCGUUUCCUUUUGUUUGAGGAGUCUGACCAGACCGUAUUCUUCCUGGAUUAUUUCGUUUUAAAAUGAUUUCAAAUGAGGAGGAUACACAAAAAAUACUCUCGCAAUAUAUUUAAGAUUUCAGUACAAACCACCACACUGGAGAGCACUGGCUUUCGCUUGUGUAAUAUUUCCUAAAGGGAGAAAACUUGCCAGUUAAUUGUGAAACAAGAGGCAAGCAUAUUAGCCAGCAAGCCCAUGUGUGUGUGUGUGUGUGUACUUACGAGUGUGUUUUUAUACAAAAAUACACAUUCCCCUUCUCGGCGCAGAACAUUUCUUCCUAUAAACGCUUGUGUCUUUGUGUCAUCACAUUUCUUUUUCAUAUUGGAGCAAAAGCCGAGAUUACGUGCUUUCUAUCAGUGGGCGAGAGCUUGGACGCAAUGGUUGUUGCGGCGCCUUCCUACUUAAUGCAUUUCAAGGGUGUCUGUAAAAAAGUCCGGUGGGCUUUUUUGAAACUGCCAAAUUUUUGCCAAAUCAAAUUUCCUUGUAAAAUAAAUCAAAGAGAAAGGUAUUUAUCAUUACAUAACCCAAUUCCCCCUGCACAGCCGAUUUUCUAGGUUGCACUUUGAAUUAGCGCUAAACUCUCACGCUGUCCUUUGAUGGGGGAUUUUUGGGCCUCAUCUUUUACAAUCAGCCUGAGUUUGUAAAUCCUUCCCUGUUUUAUAUGGCUCUGAUCUCCGACAAUUGCAUGGCAGUUCCUGCUGUGCACACCAUCUAUGAGCUGAGCCCCUGUCAGAGUGAUGUCUCAAGUCAAAAGGAAAGGGCGCGCGGCGCUGAUCGUGAAGGUGAAGAGAUCUGCGCACCGAAGAGAGUCAGAAAUAAAAUAUAUAUAUAAGGGAUUGGCUGAGUACUGAAGCUGCCUGAAUACAGUGGCUUUAUCUGUUUAAUGAGAGAAGUGAGGCAUUGUACACAGCAGGUAUUUUUUAGACUAGUCAUUAGUCUCUUUUUACUAUUCAUAUGAUUCUAAGAAGGGUCUUACAGUUGUAUGUUAGACCUCGAGAUCAUUUACACACAAAUCAUUGGUUCGAGUCACUUUUGAUAACUUUUUUACAGUUCUGGUGUUCACCUCUUUGUCUGUACAGAAAGAAGCUGCUAUUUUGUUUUUCUUUUGUGGGUGUUAUACAUAUAUAAAUCCUUCAGGUUUAAUAUUUUAUGAUAUCUCCACUACAGUCCAUUUUCUUAUGCUUUGUACUUAUCUUGCAAAAAAAGAAAAAGAAAAAAAAACAGCCUUUCAACAUUUUUUAUUUUGUUCUCCCUCCCUAGAAGUUUUUUUUUUUUUGCAUUGCCACAUGUUCAUUGCCUUUUUUUUACAUUUCUUUUUAUUAUUUUUUGUUAUUAGUUACAGACUCUUUAGCUUCGCAUGUGAACUUUAGGAACCCGUGGAACAGUCGUCUAUUAUUGCACCUCUCCAUAAGGUGCAACUCAAUCUCAGGUUAUUGUUUAAGUUUUCUUCUCCAAACAUUCUCAUCAGAGCUUGUACAUUUUUAUUACAAUUCAUCCUUAGUGCUAAACAGUUUAUCCAGACCUGCUGCAUACAUGAAAGGUUUUAUUUUACUGUACCCCGUGUGAACCCAUUCAUCCGACUGAAUUUCAACUAUAACAGGGCUAAUUCGGUUGUCUUAAUUUAUUUUCGGUACCCCAACCAACCUAUGCGACCUCCAAACGUGGUGCAUUCAACCCACCUCAGUCUAAACGCAUGCACUGAGUGCUAACCUUCCUGAUGAUACAUGGCAAAUGUAACCAAAAAAGAUGGGUUAAUGUCCAGAAAAGUUCUGUUUUGAUUACUUCCAAAGUAUGCUAAAGAAAAAAAAGUAGGUUUCCUUGGCUAGUAUUGUUGUGUUUUGAAGGAUUUCUCCGUGUCCAUUUUGGAAUUUUUCCUGUCUUAUAAGGUUAUUUAUUUUUUGUGAUACAAGUUGAAAUCACUGUACAAAUGCCCUGAUGAUUUAGUAUAAAGAUUUUUAGAUGCAUUUUCCAUGAUGUCAUGACUGGGGGAAUUUCUUUUUUUUUUUCAUUACCUUCAGCAUCUAUCUACCUCAUUCUCUUUUAUUUGAAAUGUGUAAGUAUAUGAAAUGAUAAAAUACAUCUCGCUUCCUUUCUCACAAGUUUGUCUAGAGAUGCCUCAUUAUCCCCUGUUGUAUCUCUGAUUUUAAAUAUCUAUAAACACACCACAGAGCGCAUGCUCCCGGGAAUGAAGAGAGAAGAUCAUGGUUUGGGUUAAUGUGCCUAUGGGCUUCCUAUCUUUCAAUUGUUGAUAGAAUCUUAACUGUCCAGAAUAACUUGGAAGAGCAUAUCUUAAGCAUUAUCAAAUCCUGUCACUUUGUUCAAGCCAAAAUAAUAAUCAGAUUGUGAAGCUAUGAUCAUUUAGUUUUAAAGGUAUUAAUGUUGGUUAUAAAAACACUCCAAGUUUUUUGAAAAUAUGCUAAUUUUUCAGCUUCCCUAAAGUAAAACAUUUGAUUCUUACCGUUUUGGAAUCCAUUCAGCUGAUCUCCGGGUCGGCGCUACCACUUUUAGCAUAGCUUAGCAUAAUCUAUUGAAUCUGAUUAGACCAUUUAGCAUCACGCUCAAAAAUAAUUCUUACAGCCGAAAAUAGUCCCUUUAAUAUCUUGCAAUAGCAGGGGACUAAUUUCGGGCAGUGCGUAAUAUCACUACGCCUUCUGCAGCCAUGUUACAGCAGCAAAGUCUUUGAUUAUUACGCCAGAAUGAGAGUAUAGUUCCUAUCCAUAUCUGCUUGGAAAAUAGCAACUUUUAAUUUUCCAUCUGCCUUAGUACACAAUGUAAGUACAGAAGAGUCAAGUUUUAAAAAGGGAAAAUAUCUAUAUUUUUGAGUGCGAUGCUAAUGGUCUAA
Messenger RNA from Paramisgurnus dabryanus, 8156 nucleotides. The record is from RefSeq and is a predicted model, not a curated record. Lineage: Eukaryota; Metazoa; Chordata; Actinopteri; Cypriniformes; Cobitidae.